AUGGACGCUAAGAUCUGGGUAUUACUAGCCAUUGCAAUUACAGUUCAAUGUCGCGAUAUAAUCGUAGGUUCGAUUAACGGUGGCCAUAAAAUAUUUGACGAAAACAAACAAGCAAGUCCGGCGUUAUGGCGGCGGACGGAGAAUGUAACGAUUACGGCAAACGAAAACGAAACAAUUGGUGGAAUUAUUGUCACAGAUUUAAGAGAAGAGAAGGAUGGCGAUGCUAAAAUAGUGGAAGGUGGAGAAGGACAGAACAACAUUACCAUUGAACUAAAAAGCCCUGCUGUACUGAGAGGAUUCGACUUCCAUAUUGAAGCUUACGCCGUUUCUAAAAAUCAACAGAAAUCUACCGAACAAGAAAUUAGAACAAUUGAAUCAGAUAAAUCUACUGAAAAUUCAAAAGCAGAAACAAGUUUAAAUACAGACGCAAGUAUACCUAUUAAUUUAGCCAAAACUCAAACAUCUUCGUCUUCGGAAAGUUCUUUAGAAUCAAUCACAAAUAAGGCAGAAAAAAAUAAUCAGAGGCAAAAUCGUGACACGAGAAAUAUAGAGAAAAUUACUCAACAAACAAAUCCUGUACAGUUAUUUACAGAUACAAGCACUACAGUCGCCCCAGAGGGCAUUGAAUCACAUACGCUUGAAAAUAAAUAUGCAUCAACUCAAGUAUCUGAACAAAGACAUGACUUUCAUGUACCAAAAAUUCAAUUGCAUGAGUUCAGUAGAAUGCCAGAAUCAACGGCAAGAAACGUUCCUAUAAGUGACUUAAAAAUUAUGGAAGGCACGAAUUAUCAUCGAGAAGGUCAUAGAGAACCCGACCAAAAUAUUUAUGGGGAUAAUAAGAGAUAUACACAGGUUGACUAUCCUCAAUUUGACAUCAAUGAUAACAAUAAAACGCCAGUACCAUCUACAGUAAACACUGAAAUGCCUACUAUAGAAAAUAAAAAUAAAAAUUUGCGUAAGAAGCGUGACAUGGGCCAUGAACAACAUAAUCCUAUAAUUAGUAACAAAGAAGGUCUAACAUCUUCCAAAAGAUUUACUAACGAUGAUAAUACUUCUGAAAUUAAUAAACCAAACAGUCAAACACAGCAACAUCAUCAAGACAAUGGCCAAUUUCACAAAAAUAUUGAUAUAAAAGAGAGAAAAGAUCAAAACGAAAAUGAUUCAUUCAAAGGACGUUAUAUUCCUGACGGAUUAAAAUUUAAUGUGCCUAAUUUAGGUACGCAUAGAGAUGCAUCCUUGACAGAUAUUAACAAACUUUCAACAUCUUCGUCGCAGAUGCCCGCUGAAUCCGCAAAACAAGAAGAUAGCAUUUAUAUUCAUCAGCACUCUCAAAUAAGAAACCAACAAUCUAGUAUCACAAAUAUACCUAAACAAUCUACAAAUCCAUCUACUACAAAAUCAGAAAGUAUAAGUGAAAAGCAAGGUAAUCUCGAAAUUGAUUCGAAAGUAACAGACAGUGUUAAACCAGAUAAUUCUGCAAGCGUUUCUAAAUCAAUUGAAGGGAACCAUAGAGAUAUUCGAGAUACAGCAAUGGUUAAAACAAAUGACAAAAAAGAAACCUCAUUAUCACCCAUUGAUAAUCUCAAUGACUCAAAAAAUCCAACUACUUAUACAACGACUAUAGCCACAUCCGAAAAGUCCGAAACAGAUCAGCAAAAAGCACAAAAUAUCAGUGGUAGCCACAUGAUCUUACAAAGUAAUUUAAAAAUACCUACUGUACUUCAUUUCGAUACUGAUGUCAGUGUAAAUGACGGUAAUACACCAAUGGUUUCAUUAGACACUGAAAAUAUGGAAAGAAAUUCCAGGGCUACAGUGAAUGAUGCUAAAAACGAAACGUUAUCUUCUACUAAAGUUUUGAAACACACUGCUAAUAAUAACAUCAAUUCAAAUCAAAACAAAUUUGAACUAACAACAAAUCUAAAGGGUAUCAAACCUGGUGAAGUGACAGGCGAAACUACUAUUGAACCGCAGGAAAAUAUUGAGGUGCCAGUUGAAUUCAAAUCUGGGGUUUCAGAUUCUGCACAUCCUAUUAAUUUAACAACAGACGCUAAUGAAAAUUGUACCAGCACUCAGAAAGGCAACACUGAUAAUAAAGAUAGCAAAUCUGCUAUAACAUUAACGACCGAGGCCGAGAAAACAAUUACUUAUAAAGACGAGAAACUUCAGCAACGACUUCCAAUUAUAGUGGCCACUGAUCCAAAAACCACUGAAAGUCGGAUUAAUCCCAAAUUUGAAAUGAAAAAUAUUCCUCAACAAUUUAACACAAACGUUUCAGUAAAAGAAAACAGCCAGUCUCCGAAAAUCCCUCGAGAUGUCAAGGAAACUGAUAAAGUAGACCGAGACAGUGCAUCUAUAGAAGAGCUUAAAAGCGAUAUGUCACUAAAAGACAUCAAAGUUAGCUCCACAGAUUCAAUUGUGACACCAACAGGUGCCAAUAAAGAACAAGCAAAAGUAUUUGAAAACAAUAAGAACGAAUCUACAGAAAAGUCCAGAUAA
Molecule: messenger RNA, 2496 nt
Organism: Parnassius apollo (apollo)
Lineage: Eukaryota; Metazoa; Arthropoda; Insecta; Lepidoptera; Papilionidae
Source: the annotation of a GenBank genome assembly